AAUAAACAAGCUCGCCUGACCACUGUGGAGAGAGUCUGCUGAGGCCAGAAAAGCAGAGCAGAGCUGACGGGGCAAAAGAGAACCAGAGCGCGUUGGAGUUUGGGGACUUGGAGCUCUCGCAAGAAGAGAACAAGCAGAACAAACUCUCCUCUCAACUCUCUGGGCUGAACUCUGAUUCAACUUCGACUGACGAGGCUGAAGAAGACUGACAACAAGACAUGAGGAUCUUCAGCAAGAACCUCCGCCUCCAGGACGUCACCAUCAUGUACCUCACCGGCCUGGCUGCUCUGAUGGUCAUCUUGGUAGCUUCGUAUCAGGCGCCUGGCAAUGCUGUGGAAGUGACCGACCUGCAGACCCCCUCCAGCCGUCUCCCUCCUCUCCCCAUGCCCUUCCGCGUGCCCCUCGACCCACGCGGGGAGCUCCAGCUGGCCUGGAACGUCAGCUACGCCAACCAGGAGGUUUACAUGGAGCUGAGGGUGGCAGAGCUUAAAAACGGCGUGGUGCUGGGGAUGUCGGACCGCGGGGAGCUGACCAACGCCGACCUGGUGGUGCUGUGGAACACAGGAACUAAAAGCUUCUUUGGGGACGCGUGGAGCGACAGCCAGGGCCACGUUUCAUUGGACAGCCAGCAAGACUACGAGCUGAUCAAAGCCGUGCAGAAACCUGACGGAUACUACCUGCUCUUUAAAAGACCGUUCAGUACCUGUGAUCCCAGAGACUAUCUCAUAGAGGAAGGAACUGUGCACAUCAUCUAUGGCUUCCUGGACCAACCACUCACCUCUCUGGAGCAGCUGAACCUGUCCCGGAUCCACACCGGGCUACAGAGAGUGCUGAUGCUGCGGCCCGACACGCCCUCACCCACACUGCCUCCAGAUGUGCGGACGCUGGAGGUCCUGGCGCCGAACGUCAUCAUACCGAGUCAAGAGACCACCUACUGGUGCUUCAUACAGAAGCUGCCUGAAAACAUGCCCAAGAACCACAUUGUUAUGUAUGAGUCAGUGAUAACUCCAGGUAACGAGGCCAUCGUGCAUCACAUGGAAGUGUUUGAAUGUUCACCGGAUGUCCGCGAUGUUCCCGACUACAGCGGCUCCUGCGAUGACAAGAUGAAGCCGGGCAAGCUCAACUUCUGCCGCCACGUGCUGGCUGCAUGGGCCAUGGGUGCUGAGGCCUUCUACUAUCCUCCCGAUGCAGGGCUACCUAUGGGUGGACCAGGUUCCUCAAGGUUCCUUCGUCUGGAGGUCCACUACCACAACCCUCUCCUUAUAUCUGGCCAUCGUGACUCAUCAGGGAUUCGGUUGCAUUACACCCCCAGUCUCAGGCGGUAUGAUGCAGGGAUUAUGGAGCUGGGCCUCGUUUAUACUCCUGUCAUGGCCAUCCCACCUAAACAACACACCUUCUACCUCAGUGGAUACUGCACCUCCAAGUGUACCCAGACUGCCCUGCCGCCGGGAGGAAUCUAUAUAUUUGCAUCACAGCUGCACACCCACCUGGCGGGCCGUGGGGUGAGGACAGUUUUGGUGAGGGGAGGCAAGGAGCUGGAGGUGGUCCAGGAGGACCAGCACUUCAGCACUCACUACCAGACAAUCCGGGUUCUGAGGAAAAUGGUGAACGUUUUACCCGGCGACGUCCUCAUAACAAAGUGCACUUACAACACGGAGGACAGGAGCAAGCCCACAGUGGGAGGUUUUGGCAUCAUGGAGGAAAUGUGUGUUAACUACAUUCACUACUACCCUCGAACUAAGCUGGAGCUCUGCAAAACCCACGUCGACACGGGAUACCUGCAGAAAUACUUCAGCUUCAUUAACAGGUUCCACGGAAACGACCGGUGUGUGUGUGGUGAUGUUAGUGUGACGGAGCAGUAUUCUCAGAUACAGUGGGACACAUUCGCUGGAGAGGUGCUGGACUCCCUUUACAAUACGGCCCCUGUGUCCAUGCACUGCAACCAGUCAACUGCACGCCUUUUUCCUGGGGACUGGGACAAACAGCCUGUACCGGUGGUUACCUCCAUCCUUGAAAAACCUCGCUACCCCUGCGAGGGAGGAGCGCCUCCCACCAGCCAACCUCUCACACCCACGGUCUGAGUGAAGUGUUGGGGGGGGCAUUACGGCGUGCUUCAGCCCAGGGAGACAGCACCGAAUCUGGGGAAAAAGUUAAAGAAGCUUGCAGAAUCUUACAUGAUUUUCAUCUCUGCGUUUGGGGGGACAGACGACAUUCUCCAUUCGGUUUUCUGACACCUGCUGUAAUUAUAUGCUUACAUAAACUGUAAAUCCACUGUCUGUGUUAAUACGAGUGCACACAUUUGUCAUGUUUUAAAGCAUUGGACGAGGGUGUGAAGUCUGACACCAUCAGGACUGAUCAGGAUGUUAUGCACCAAACGAAAACAAGUGUGACUAACUAAUUGGCGCUGGGGACCAAAAUGCAGUUGCUGAUUUGUCCAUUCCUUCUAAUUUAUUGUGUGCCCCAUUAUUUUGAUCAUCUCUAACAAGCAUCAUUAAGGCGGUAAGAAAUAUUACUAUGUCAUUUGAAGGAAUCAUUUCUCAUUUCAGUAUGUAAUGGACAUUUGUUAAUGACGGUGGAAAAGAAAAGAAAAAAAUCUUGGUAUGGCAGAGUUAGGGUUUGUGGCACAACUUCACCAAAUUCCAGGGUGGAAAAAAGUUUAAAGAGGUCAAACUUUAGCAGCACUUGUCAUAUACAGAAGAACUCGAGAACCAAUGUGUUGAGGCUUGCGGCUGUCAGGAUCAUCAUUAAAAAUGUUAAGAAAAACAUUGAAUGAGGGUAGGAAGAAAGAAAUACAUCCAAAAGACAACCAGUCAUAUAGAGGGCAUACACAUAUCCUUCAAAGAAGUACCUUCAUAUGUGGCUUGGUUAAAUUAAAGGUGCAAUAUGUAAGACUUGUCAAACCUGUUGAAUUAAUACUCAAAACAAACAGAGGGGAACAUAUCACCAGAGUAACUGCUAACCUGCUGCUUCCAGCACUAGCACAAGACCUUGAGACAGGAAUGGGCAGUGUCGGAUGAGGGACAAGGGUCACGCCAUAUUUGGUCCAUAAGUUAGAGAGAUGGUCUUCAAGUUUGUGCAGAAGAGGCCUUAACCAAAAUGUGCCCAUUUAAUGUAAACUCAUACACACAACACCUUCAUAAAAAUAUAGUUUAUAAAGUGCUACGUACAGUAAGAGUAGAAAGAGCAACAAGAUUCAUCGUACACUGCUACUUAUUUCCCUCUGUGCUGCUGUGUUACCAGCAAAUUUCUCCCAAAGGGGAUCGAUAAAGGAACAUCUUUGAGUUUAUCUUUAAGCCAUACAUAAAAAUACAUAAUUAAAUAAAUGAUAAUAAAACAUAAAUGAGAGAAGAUCAACCUCUAUAAACUUCAUUAAAAGGUCCUCAUUCGUGCACAUAAACUUCACUUGAAAUAAAAUAGAAAAUCCAAAACACGUUGGUUUUACAAUAAACUGCUGCUCGAGCUUUGACCUCUUUAGAAAGAGAAAAUAUAUAUUCAGAGUUACUAAAAAAUCUAUGUAAUUGUCAUUGAUCACCUUUAUAAUUUACCACUGUACUUUUUUUCCUACAUG
This is a messenger RNA of Acanthopagrus latus (yellowfin seabream), 3568 nucleotides long. It is a transcript of the gene dbh, whose product is annotated as dopamine beta-hydroxylase (dopamine beta-monooxygenase). Gene Ontology annotation, molecular function: copper ion binding; dopamine beta-monooxygenase activity. Gene Ontology annotation, biological process: norepinephrine biosynthetic process; octopamine biosynthetic process; dopamine catabolic process. Gene Ontology annotation, cellular component: secretory granule membrane. Lineage: Eukaryota; Metazoa; Chordata; Actinopteri; Spariformes; Sparidae. The record is from RefSeq and is a predicted model, not a curated record. The transcript is spliced from 12 exons. The coding region runs from base 219 to 2081 and encodes 620 amino acids.